AUGCGUUUCUUCAGUAUCAUCGCCACUACCCUCCUCGCCGUGACCCCGGCUGUCAUGGCCCAGGGCCAGAACCCCACGGGCUGCCUUGACAAGUGCUACGUUCACAGCGACGUCAAGUGCCCUGCCACCCACUCGGCUGUUGGCCGCAUCGGACCUGGCUGCUUCAAGUGCUGCGAGUCCGUUUAA
This is a messenger RNA of Aspergillus puulaauensis, 186 nucleotides long. RefSeq lists its product as uncharacterized. Bases 1 to 186 code for a protein of 61 amino acids. The record is from RefSeq and is a predicted model, not a curated record. NCBI's taxonomy places the organism in Eukaryota, Fungi, Ascomycota, Eurotiomycetes, Eurotiales, Aspergillaceae. The transcript has 3 exons.